UUCUUCUUCUACUUUCUCUUCUAUACUUCCCUUUACUAAAAUCCAAUCCAAAUUUCCUUCCAUUUUCCUCACAAAAUCAAUUAAUCAAUCAAAUGCCAUCCACCCAAUAAAUCUACCAAAUUCUUCAUCUUUUCAAUCUCAAUAAUUCUUCUCUAAUCUCUCUCACUAGAUCUAACCCCCACUAAAAUCUAUCCAGAACCACCACCACCACCGCUGCCGCCACCGUCAAUUUUUUCCGGCCCCGUUGACGGGUUUGACCACCUCUUUGACUCUCUUGUUCUCGUUGACGCUAACCGUCGGUAACAUCGACGGUGGUAAUGAUCUUCAGCAAGAGUGCAGAUAGUUAAGUAGCUUUCGCGGAACGAUAAAAUGGAAAAUGGUGAUGAGAAGGAGAAUUUGCUGUCUAGGCUAAGUCUUAAUGAUACUAAUAAUGGAUAUAAUAAUAAUAAUACUAAUGAUGGAUUGUUUCAAGUUAUGAAAGCAGUUGAAGCUGCUGAAGCUACAAUCAAACAACAGGUUGAAGAGAAUCAUAGAUUGAGGUCCGAGCUUCAAAAGAGGAUUCAGGAACUUGAAAACUAUAAAUCGAGUAAUAUAAAGGCUGAAAAUAGGCAUCCCAUUGGUCAAUGGAGUGAUGAUGGUUAUCAACCUCAGAAGACGACUCAACUAGAGGGAAUUAAGAUGCGAAAUGAGUCUUCAUUCUAUAAUUCAUCUACGCUAGCCCUAAAUAAAGAUUUUAUUGGAAAUGCUGUCAAUCCUAUGGAGACCCAAAAGAUAAAUGGAGCAGAUAAAGUUUUUCAUAACGGGGGUCUGAGCCAGUUUUCUUCAGCCUCCACUGCAGCAUCUUCUCCAUUGAGAAUGAAUUCACAAUUCAAUACUGUUGGAUAUCAACCGGAAGCAAAACAGGAUCUGCAGCUCAAUGUGUCUGGACAUGGACAUGGGCUGGUGCCGAUUUCUGAUAUACAAAAUACUGGCAUCCUCUUAAACCAGGUUACUGUUGAUUCCCGAGAUCAGGAGCAAGAGAUUUUGCUUUUGAGAAAACAUCUUGCUGACUAUUCGAUCAAGGAACUCCAAAUACACAAUGAAAAGUUUGCUCUGGAGAAACGAAUUGCUUAUAUGCGUCUGGCUUUCGAUCAGCAGCAGCAGGACCUUGUAGAUGCGGCAUCUAAAGCCCUCUCUUACAGACAAGAGAUUAUUGAAGAAAAUAUACGUUUAACAUAUGCAUUACAGGAUGCAAAAGAAGAAAGAUCAACAUUUAUAUCGGCAUUAAUGCCUCUUCUUUCCGAAUAUUCUCUUCAGCCACCAGUUGUUGAUGCCCAGUCCAUUGUUAGUAAUGUCAAGGUUCUUUUUAGACAUUUACAAGAGAAACUCAUCGGUGUCGAGACAAAGCUAAAAGAGUCUCAAUAUCAGCUAGCAGCCUGGCGUUCCGAUGGGAACCCCUCAAGUUAUGCACAAUCUCCAUUGUAUACCUUUGGGAACAAAAACGGGCUUGAAUUGGUCCCGCAACAAGCAUACUCGGAUGGACAAGUACCAAUCUCAUCAGAGCAUCUGACUCCAAGAGGUUGGGAUGUACCAGGCCAUUCAGGUGGUGGUGCGGAGAAUUUAGAACCUGAUUCUGGGAUGUAUUCACCUCUUGUAAACAGAAACGAUCAUCCUCAAGGCACAAAUACACACAUUGGCAUUGACCAGGGUAAUUUAUAUUCUACGAGUAAAAAUGAGGAACCUACCAGCAAACAAGUUACAUUUAGUGAUCCUGUUAGCAAUAAUGAGGAUGACUUAGAUGCAGAAGGAAACCGUAAUGAGGGAAAUGACGGAGAACAGUUUGCCAAUUGGAAUUCUAAGAAUUCGGCUUAUACAACCACACUUGAAGAUCCCAACUCUUAUUCUCCAUAUUUAACUCCAGUUCUUGAAGAACCGGGUUCUUCCUAUUCUGAAGCUGCAGAUGAUGACCCAUUACCUGCAGUAGAGUCGCUUCAAAUUUCAGGUGAAGCUUUCCCAGGUCGAGAACUUCAAGCUAGUGGAUACUCUCUCAAUGGAACUACAAGUUGUAAUUUUGAGUGGGUACGGCAUAUGGAAGAUGGGUCUGUUAACUAUAUCGAAGGUGCAAAGCAACCAAAUUAUCUUGUUAAUGCCGAUGAUGUUGAUACGUACCUUGCCAUUGAAGUUCAGCCCAUGGAUAACAGAAAACGCAAGGGUGAACUUGUAAAGGUUUUUGCCAAUGAGCACAGGAAAAUUGCGUGUGAUCCUGAAAUGCAUGACCAUAUCAGAAGAGCUCUUCAGGCUGGUUAUGCUGAACAUAGAUUGUCCUUGUGGACUGGAUACCUUGACAUAUGGGAGCCAGUUACAUUAGUGGUCAAGAAGGAUGGGAUUAACAUCAAGGGUGGUAGCACUCCCGUCAACGAGAAGUUUUCUGCCACCACAACAGUAUUUAUUCCAUGUGGAAAUCCAGUGGAAUUUUCGAUUUUUGGUUUGGGAAGCGUUGAGGAAUGGAGGCUUCGAGUGGAACAGGAGUCAGCUGCUAUCAGGUGUUCAAGGGAUAUAAUUGUUCUCACCAUGAGAUACUUUAUCAGACGGGCUGUUGAGAAAAAGAAGGUGAAAAAGAAAGGCUUAUUCUUCUAAUGAAUAUUAUGAUUGAACUUGGGACGACAUCAUGGAAGCAUCUUUGUUGCCUAAGAAUUUUAUGCAUUCUGGUAGCAUCCAUUUUGACCCUUGCUUUCUUAGAUUCUACCACUUCAUGUGGUUUUUCUUCUUUUCCAUCCGUAUUCAAUUGGGGCGAUGUAAUUUGUAUUUAUUUUUCAAUGGCAUGGCAUUGUAAAGAAGGUUUUGAAGAAAGCAUGCUGUGGUGUGAAGAUCGAGUCAUGAUCAAAGUGACAUGAACAGAUAUUUACAAAUACUCGCAUUUUGUACUGUAUAUAUGAAAGGCUAGCUAGAUAGCCAUGUUGCAAAAGUUGUAAGAUUAGUUUAGUGGACAUUUGUGACUAAGCGUUCUUAUUAAACAUCAUAUGAUAAAUUUUAAUCACAACAUAGCCACAUGCAGGAAUUUAUAACGCCAAA
This is a messenger RNA of Erigeron canadensis, 3051 nucleotides long. RefSeq lists its product as uncharacterized. The transcript has 22 exons. NCBI's taxonomy places the organism in Eukaryota, Viridiplantae, Streptophyta, Magnoliopsida, Asterales, Asteraceae. Bases 370 to 2616 code for a protein of 748 amino acids. The record is from RefSeq and is a predicted model, not a curated record. Gene Ontology annotation, cellular component: plasma membrane.